Molecule: messenger RNA, 2634 nt
Organism: Necator americanus (New World hookworm)
Lineage: Eukaryota; Metazoa; Nematoda; Chromadorea; Rhabditida; Ancylostomatidae
Exons: 15
Coding region: 1-2634 (877 amino acids)
Molecular function (GO): calcium ion binding
Source: RefSeq, a predicted model, not a curated record
AUGGUCCGAUCCCGUAUAGAACUUUGGUACAACACCGACGUCCGUCAGGCAGAACCUUUUAUUGACGAUGAUGUGGUCUAUUUCAUUACGAUACCCUCCACCGGGCUUUUGGCUGGACCGACGUGCGGGAUACAAGGAUGUCGUGAGUCAGUCCUGGCUCAGCAGAAACAGGGAGUCCAUCCCCUGAAUCCACCUGCGUCUCUGGGCAAGCACAAGAAUGACAAUCCUAUGCACGAUGGCAAGAUGACAAUCACCGUUAAUUCUUAUCUCGGAAAAUUGAAAAAGACCCAAAUUGGAAGAGUUUACGUGAAAGAUCUGGACGACUGGGAUCUUGGAGAUAAGACUUUCACGUGGAGGGAUUCCUUACCCGGUUUUGACCUUUCACCCAGAGGAGAGAUUACAAUGGACGCGAACAUGCCACCCGGUACAUAUCUUAUGUCGUCAAAUGUGCACGACAACCGGCGAAAUGAGAACGCCGUCGGUUAUGUGACCGUAAAGGUGGUUCUCGUGCCUGAAGUGGCGUUUGUCAAUCAAGGAUCGAUGCAACUGCUUUUGGUUGAAGAUUCGAAUCUACAAUCUCCUGAAGAUUUUAUUCGGCCCGAUGCUAAUGGAAAGAGUAUGAUGAAUACAUUCACACAAGAAAUGAUCAAGUAUAUGGGUGGAAAUGUGGUGCUUGACGUGUUUUCUGUCCAGUUGGGUUAUGCAACGCUGCAAACACGGACCGUAACUGUGCUGAACAUCCGAUUUUCUGCACGUGGGUCUUCGUACAAAGAUUCCACUCAGUUGAACGGACUGAUCUCAGCUAAUCGAUUUGAUCUUCAAAACAAAGUAAGUGCGACGAUUGUUGGUGUCGGUAUAGAUAUGUGCAAAUUCACUGUAUGUGAUUCCGGAUGUCAAACUAUCAGCACCGCAGACUUCAAUGGAGUGGUUGUAUCUGCAAACAGCACAGUAUUGGUCGGUGUGAAUGCGCAAUCUAAGGACGAAUGCACUUGUCCGGUGUGGCGGCCUCCUGCGGCAUGCCACUCCGGAUUGUGCCACAAUGAAGGCGUCUGUCACAAUACGCACCCCGGAUUCUUCUGUGAAUGUCGCAGUGAUCUGCUAAAAGGCCCAAGAUGUCAAGGAACGACGAGGUCGUUCUCUGGAGAUGGUUACGCGUGGUACAAACCAAUGCCAGCUUGUACUAGUCUCAACAUUAGUAUGCAGUUUAUAACUUUGCAGCCAGAUGCUGUGCUCUUCUACAAUGGACCAAUGGACACGAAAAACAGUGAGCAACAAAUUGAUUACCGAGACUUUAUUAUAAUUCAGCUCAGAGGUGGACGUCUUGCUAUGGAGGUAUCCAUGAAUGGUAUAGCACCGGUUAACCUUGAAGUCCCUUCUACUCCUUUAAAUGAUGGAACAUGGCAUGAGCUAGCGGUGACACAAAUUGGAAAGUUUAUUGAGCUUGUGGUGGACCAAUGUCGCUUUUUUGGAGCUGGUUCAGAUGACGCUUCCUGUCGAAAGUCUGUCUACACUCAUGAUGAUGAUGAGCGAUUGAACAUAGUUGCUCCUGUGCAGAUUGGUGGUCUCGCUCCGCUUACUUCUGGACAGGCGUACCCAUCAGCUAUUCCACACUCUGGCUUGAACGGAUGUGUUCGCAACUUACGAGUGAAUGGCGAUCAAUAUGAUCUCGCUACUCCAUCCUUUGAGAAGAAUUCUGCAGCUGGAUGCAAGCUAUGGGGUGGUGCUUGUGACAGUAAUGUUAUCGAUAGUCUCACUCAUUGUGUUCAUGGGGAUUGCUACGCAAACGUACGGGGUUCCACACCAAUGAUUCCAAAAUGCAUUUGCGAUCCAGGAUGGGGAGGACCUCGUUGCGAAAAGAGAAUCGAAUGGAUUCAGAUUCAAUCGGGUGGUUUCAUCGACUAUUCGCCGAAAAUUGCUUUCCCAGAACAAACUACCGACGUUGAAUUGCUUUUUGUCCCCGGAAGAGUUACGGAUGCAGCUGAACUGACCUACGGAGCGGACAAAUCUCAGAAUUAUGUUUCUACUUCGGUCGAAAUGACUUCCGGCGGGCUGACCCCAAUGGUGAAAUUUGAUUUGGGUGGAGUUCGAAACUCUCUGACACAGCUGAAGAUCAGCGAACUCUCUCUUAAAGAGAACUCCUCCUACUGGAUGCACUUUACGAGGAAUCCAACUAGAGAGAGAAAUCCCAGGACUACCAUCAACUGGGAUCUCUUCGCUACGCUAGCCGGCUUUUGGGAAGAUUCCGCAAUGGACAACAUUGACGAGGAAUAUGACCGGCUCGUUGAACACCUUCACGACUGCGCAAAGAAUGCUGAGAAUUCUAAAACCACCAAGAGACGCCUUUCUCUUGAAACUCUUGAGCUGAUACGCCAGCGUGGAGCAGCACGAGCCGCAGGGAACCAAGAACUCACGUCCGAGCUCGCAAGGCUUUGCAGAGAGGCGAUAAAGGAAGACCUUAAAGAGAGAAGAGCAGAAGUGCUGGCUGAAGCUGCAGAGGCGGGGAAAAGCAUCCGCUAUGCCCGUUCGAGACUUCGCCAGUCGCAAGAUGAGGAUGACUGCUCUCCGGAACCCGAAGGGAACAACCAUUGCAUCGAGAAGGGGAAUGGAGAAAAUCAUCUACGACUUCUACUCUGA